Molecule: messenger RNA, 3176 nt
Organism: Thlaspi arvense
Lineage: Eukaryota; Viridiplantae; Streptophyta; Magnoliopsida; Brassicales; Brassicaceae
Source: the annotation of a GenBank genome assembly
AUGAUUUGGCAAAUAUACACCGUUGAUAUUAGUAAACAGUUCUCACUUUCCUCGCUCAGCGAAGACUCAGCUACGCCAAGUAAUCGGACGGCGAUGGCGGUUGGAAAGGAGAACGCGACGGCGCCGGCGGAUGAAGGUGGAGAGAUACAGAAGGCACGCACGGAUAAGAGGGAAUAUCGGAGGAUAGUUCUUGAGAAUUCGCUGGAGGUGUUGUUGAUCAGCGACACAGAGACUGACAAGUGUGCUGCUUCAAUGAACGUUAGCGUCGGAUCCUUCUCGGACCCAGAAGGAUUAGACGGGCUUGCUCAUUUCCUCGAGCAUAUGCUAUUUUUUGCAAGUGAAAAGUACCCAGAGGAAGAUAGUUAUUCCAAGUACAUCGCUGAGCAUGGAGGGAGCACAAAUGCUUAUACAUCCACUGAAGACACAAACUACCAUUUCGACGUCAACACAGACUCUUUCGACGAGGCUUUGGACAGGUUUGCGCAGUUCUUUAUCAAACCACUUAUGUCAGCUGAUGCAACCAUGAGGGAGAUCAAGGCCGUUGACUCUGAGAAUCAGCAAAACUUGUUGUCUGAUUCUUGGCGUAUGACUCAGUUACAGAAGCAUCUAAGUAGAGAAGACCAUCCGUAUCACAAAUUUAGCACAGGGAACAUGGAUACUCUUCAUGUACGACCUGAAGCAAAAGGAAUAGAUACAAGGAGUGAACUUCUUAAAUUCUAUGACGAGUACUAUUCUGCCAACAUUAUGCAUCUGGUUGUUUAUGGCAAGGAAAACCUUGAUAAAAUUCAAGCCAUAGUGGAAAAAAUGUUCCAGGAAAUCCGAAACACCAACAAGUGUAUCCCUAGAUUUCUUGGUCAGCCGUGUACUCUGGACCAUUUGCAGGUUCUUGUAAAGGCUGUUCCCAUAAAGCAGGGUCACGAGCUUAAUGUUUCUUGGCCUGUAACUCCCAGCAUCCAUCAUUAUGAAGAAGCACCAUGUAGUUACCUUAGUCAUCUAAUUGGUCAUGAAGGCGAAGGAAGUUUGUUUCAUGCCUUAAAAAUCUUGGGUUGGGCAACCGAAUUGUAUGCUUGUGAAGCAGACUGGAAUAUGGAGUAUUCUUUUUUCAAUGUUUGGAUUAAUCUUACUGAUGCUGGCCAUGAGCAUAUGGAACAAGUAUUAGGGUUGUUGUUCAGAUACAUUAAGCUUUUACAACAGUCUGGUGUUUCCCAGUGGAUUUUUGAUGAGCUUGCAGCUAUCUGUGAGGCAGAAUUUCAUUAUCAAGCCAAAACAGACCCAAUAUCUGAUGCAGUGGAGCAUUCAUCAAGCAUGACGAUAUACCCAAUUAAGCAUUGGCUGGUUGGAUCAUCACUGCCUUCAAAAUUUAAUCCAGCUACUCUACAAAAGGCCAUAGAUGAGCUUUCUCUCAGUAAUGUUCGAAUCUUUUGGGAAUCAAAUACAUUUGAAGGCAAAACUGACGAGGUUGAGCCAUGGUACAACACUGCUUAUUCUCUUGAGAAGAUAACCAAAUUCACCAUUCAGGAGUGGGUGCAGUCUGCCCCCGAUGUAAACUUGCUUCUACCAACACCUAACGUCUUCAUUCCUACGGAUUUGUCAUUAAAGGAUGUUAUAGACAAGGAAAUGUUUCCUGUUCUGUUGAGAAAGACACCGUUCUCAAGAUUGUGGUAUAAGCCUGAUACGAAGUUCUUCAAACCAAAGGCAUAUGUUGUGAUGGAUUUCAACUGCCCACUUGCAGCCACCUCCCCCGACGCUGUGGUUCUUUCAAAUAUAUUUGUUUGGCUGCUGGUCGACUACUUGAAUGAAUAUGCUUAUUAUGCUCAGGCUGCUGGUCUUGACUAUGGAUUAAACCUUUCGGGCAGUGGAUUUGAGCUCUCUCUUGUUGGCUUUAAUCACAAAUUGAGGAUCUUGCUAGAAGCUAUCAUUCAAAAAAUAGCAACAUUCCAAGUUAAACCUGACAGGUUUUCCGUUAUCAAGGAGACGGUCACAAGGUCAUACCAAAAUUACAAAUACCAAAAACCCUAUGAACAAGCAAUGUCUUACUGCUCAUUGGUAUUACACGACCAGACUUGGCCUUGGACAGAGGAACUAGAUGCUCUCUCUCAUUUGGAAGCUCAAGACUUAACAAAUUUCGUUCCAAUGUUGUUAUCAAGGACAUUUGUUGAGUGCUAUAUAGCAGGAAAUGUUGACAAGAGCGAAGCAAAGUCAAUGGUGAAGCAUAUUGAAGAUGUUCUUUUUAACGACCCAAAACCUAUUUGUCGUCCGGUAUUUCCCUCCCAGCUCCCGACCAAUAGGAUUGCAGAGCUCGGAAGAGGAAUGAGAUACUUUUAUCAUCAAGAAGGCUCAAACCCCAGCGAUGAAAAUUCUGCUCUAGUGCAUUAUAUUCAGGUCCAUCAAGAUGAAUUUUCCAUGAAUGUUAAACUUCAGCUUUUCGAGCUAAUUGCAAAGCAAGCCACAUUUCAUCAGCUUAGAACGGUCGAGCAACUUGGUUACAUUACUUCACUUUCUCAAAGCAACGACUCUGGCGUCUAUGGUUUACAGUUCAUUGUCCAGUCUUCAGUUAAGGGUCCUGGACACAUUGAUUCGAGGGUCGAGUCACUUCUCAAGGACCUUGAGAGUAAACUCUACGAGAUGAGCGAUGAAGAAUUCAAGAGCAAUGUAACAGCUUUGAUAGACAUGAAGCUUGAGAAACAUAAAAACUUGUCGGAGGAAUCUUGGUUUUACUGGGGAGAGAUUCAAAACGGCACACUCCGAUUCAACCGCAUAGACGCAGAGGUUGCUGCAUUAAGAGAGCUAAAGAAUGAAGAACUGAUAGACUUCUUUGACGAAUACAUUGGCGCACCAAAAAAGAGAUCUCUGAGCAUAUGCGUUUAUGGAAACCAGCAUUUGAAUGAAAUGGCAUCGGACAAAGACAGAGUUGUGUCACCACUCGUAGAAAUCCAAGACAUUGUUGGUUUCAGGAAGUCUCAGCCUCUUUACGGAUCGUUGAGAGGAUGUAGCCAGCUGAAACUGUGAGGAGAACCCAUAACGAUAUUAUUGUAUAUAAAACAUAGUUUUAUCAUAAAAAACAGAGUUUGUCGAUAUUUGAUUGUGGAUGAAUCGUGGAAUCAUUUUUACGAGAAUAAUACAUCCAGAAAAAUAUACUAGAUUGUCAAACCGAUUAACAUAUUUGCUUCUGAUUG